UAGUCGAGCCGAAUCGUUGCAGUUUGACCGACUAAUCGGAAUUUAAUCGGUGUAAAUUCGACACACCUGCAUCUAAGCCAGUCGACUGUACCGCGGAGUUGUGUUUUUUAGUGAUAAUUCGACACAUAUUCGUCCUUAUUUUAACUUUGUUUGCCACGGUCGUAGCGCUAACUGCGUUUAAGUGAGCGUCGUAGUUUUAGCGGUAAACCGUCACAUACGGGUAACUUUUAUUCGCUCCGACCUGUAACGGCUGUCUUUCGCCGUGUUUUCUGGGAUGCGAUGCCGGAGCCGUUAAUAACGGCCACUCCUACAGAGCAGCUGCGCGAGCGCCUGCCCGUCUCGGGGCUGGCGCUGCUGGUGCUCGCGCUGGCCCCGUGCGCGCUGCUCGUGCUGCUGCUGCUCCACUGCCUGCUGCUGGGCUACAAGCUCCUGCGUCUCGCGCAGAGGAGGAAAGGUGCGCGCGGCGGCUCCGAGAGCGCGCUCUCGGGCUCGCGCUCGCGCACGCCGGUGUCCACGCGCCGCUUCUCGUGCGGUCGCGCGACGACCGCCAACUGCUUUUCGUCCGCGCCGGAGCUCGCGCCACCCGUCACGUCGUCGCUCGCGUCGUCGGCGGAGCGGCGCGUGAGGCUGCUGCGGCCAACCGGCGCCACGCACGCGGGCUCGUGGCGGAGAGGGAGCGCGCCGGUCCUGCUGCUGCAGUCCAGCGAGUCGGAGGCGGAGCGAGGCAACGUCGUGCCGCCCAACUCGCCGGAGCCGCUCGCGGCUCCCAGCAGGAGGGUUUCCGUACCUGUAAGGAUGAUGCGGCGGAGUAGCACGAUGGAGUUGGAGCUCAUAUCUCUGGAUAAGGUCCAUGUGGAGGGUGAGAUCAUCAGCAGCAUUCCUCAGGAGGCCUCAUGCUUUGUAGCAUCCACAAGUUUUUCGGCUGCUGGACCCGGGCUUGACAGUGACUUCGGCGCCAGUGCAGGUGUGUCUUUGCGCAUCCUGUCGGCGGACAGCGACGGCUUCCCGGGGGCGACCUGGGCAUCCGGCCUUGAGUGGGAUUAUUACGACCCGAGUUACGUCACGCAGAACCACGUUCCCAAACACAGACACCACGCACCCCCUAUCACAAUCAAACAGUACUGGGUCUGAGACUCAGGGCCGUCAAAGGACUCGGGAACGCUUGGAUGAAAAUUCUGGAAUUCAAAGAAGGCCUGCCUCAAUGUUUUAUCUCUUCACGACACACACUCAUCACAGUUCACACGUCUGAAAUCACGUUUACGGACAGAGUUCCUGCUCUACAGCAGAUUUAGCCAGUGCUGGAGUUCAUGGCUGAGUGUCUGAGAGAAUCACUCACUCGUUAUUCACGGAGCAAGUGAAAUGCGCACCCCCCACCCCCACUGCUGGAUGCACUCACCUAGUACAUUUUGUUUUUUGUGAUUCUCGGCAUUUGAGUUAGUUUUGUCUGAAACGUCACUUGUAAAUGUUUUAAGUUGUUUCUGCGUUGAAUUGUUGACACUGUUCAUCACCUUCACAUUCACACUAACUGAAAUACAAUUUUAAUUUCAUUAACAGAUGGUCCAAAAUAAAAUGAUUAAAAAUGCCAGAAA
Molecule: messenger RNA, 1589 nt
Organism: Pygocentrus nattereri (red-bellied piranha)
Lineage: Eukaryota; Metazoa; Chordata; Actinopteri; Characiformes; Serrasalmidae
Gene: hwa
Product: huluwa
Exons: 3
Coding region: 280-1131 (283 amino acids)
Source: RefSeq, a predicted model, not a curated record